Molecule: messenger RNA, 1706 nt
Organism: Drosophila navojoa
Lineage: Eukaryota; Metazoa; Arthropoda; Insecta; Diptera; Drosophilidae
Gene: Best3
Product: Bestrophin 3
Molecular function (GO): chloride channel activity
Source: RefSeq, a predicted model, not a curated record
GCCUGAACUUUGGCUCAAAUCAUUUGUAGCUGCCUCAGUCGACUUAAUCCGUUUUCCGAGCGUGUUCAAACAUGACUGUUUCCUAUACCGCCGAGGUAGCAACGUGCCGUCGCUUUGGCUGCUUCUGGAAGCUGCUGGGCAGAUGGCGUGCAAGCAUUUACAAGCUAAUUUGGGCUGAUCUGCUGGUGUUCCUGAUUGCCUUCUAUGCCACGGCUUUCUUGUAUCGGUACGGCCUGUACGGAAAGGGCAAACGCAUUUUUGAAGACAUUGUGGAUUAUUGCCGCAGCUACGCUGCCCUGAUACCGCUCUCCUUUGUACUGGGCUUCUACGUGGCCAUCAUUGUGGAGCGCUGGUGGAAUCAGUACAUCACCGUGCCCUGGCCGGAUCCACUGGCCGUCUAUGUGAGCGCCUUGGUGCGUGGCCAGGACGAGCAUGGCCGACUGAUGCGUCGCACCAUCAUGCGCUACGUGUGCCUCUCGCUGACCAUGGUGCUCACCAUGAUAUCGCCGGGCAUCAAGCGGCGCUUUCCCACCUACGACUUCUUCAUAACCACGGGCCUGCUCAACCAUAACGAGGCACUCAUCAUCACCAAAAUGGACGAAAAGUUUCCGAAGCACUCCAAGUACUGGAUGCCCCUCAUGUGGGCCUCCAGCGUCAUGACGCGCGCCCGCAAGGAGGGCCGCAUCUGGGAUGACUUCUCGCUCAAGUCCAUGAUCGACGAGCUGAACAAGUUCCGGGCGGGCUGCAAUAUGCUCACCCACUACGACAUGAUCAGUGUGCCGCUGGUCUACACCCAGGUGGUGACUCUGGCUGUCUACGCGUAUUUCGUGGCCGCCAUUUUCGGGAACCAGUACAUCGGGAAGAUGGAAAGCAACAUUGUUAACUUUUAUUUUCCCCUGCUUAGCACGCUGGAGUUUUUUUUCUUUAUGGGCUGGCUGAAGGUGGCUGAGACACUGAUUUGCCCAUUCGGCGACGACGACGACGACUUUGAGCUCAACUGGGUAAUCGAUCGCAAUCUGCAGGUCAGCUAUCUGAUCGUGGACGAGAUGCACAACGACCAUCCAACCCUGGUGCGAGAUCAAUACUGGGACGAGGUCUUCCCCAACGAGCUGCCAUAUGCCGAUGAGUCGCAACGUCAGAAUCCACCCGAGGCAUCAACCGCCAAACUGGACCUGUCCAAGAUAACAUCUUCACAGCUGAACAAGCGCACUGAGAGCGAUACGAGCGAGCGCGACUUUACGGAAUUCGAUGCCGAGGAUGAGUCGGUCAAGAGCAGCGAGCUGCGCAUUAAGUUCGCUUCGCUUCGUUUCAACAUUCAUCGCAGCUCGUCGUCCAUUUCCAUGCUCGACAAUGACCCGAGCAUUGAUCAGCCGGAGGCGGAGGGCGAAGGCGAUGAGGAGGAGACUUUUUACGAGUCGGAUCAAUUGCUGUCGCGUGGCACGAGCAAAGACGACUUCGACCGGUUGCGCGAAGAGCGGGAGCGCGAACGCCAUGCCCGGCAAUUGCAGCAUGCAGCCAUGACCUUUGACCUGCUCAAAGGCGAACUGAAAAACCUGCCCGACUCAGCCAAUCCAUCGGAUAAUGAGCUACCCCCCGAAAACCCACCCAAUGACAAUAUUCCAUAUCCUUCUGCUGAUCACGAAGCUCAAACUGAGAAGAGCUAUAUGCAUAAAAUGAAGGACCAGUAACAAUAAACAAACAAUAAA